Salvelinus namaycush (lake trout) is the source of this 798-nucleotide messenger RNA. Its product is annotated as basic salivary proline-rich protein 3-like. The record is from RefSeq and is a predicted model, not a curated record. The transcript has a single exon. Bases 1 to 798 code for a protein of 265 amino acids. NCBI's taxonomy places the organism in Eukaryota, Metazoa, Chordata, Actinopteri, Salmoniformes, Salmonidae.
AUGCUAUGCCCGCCAUUAUUUAAUCAGGCUAGAAGCUUACUACAGUGGUUCUUAUACCUCUCCCCGGGUACCCCCAGCCGGUCCAAAUCUCUCCUCAGGGACCCCCAACCGGUCCAAAUCUCUCCGCAGGGACCCCCAGCAGGUCCAAAUCUCUCCUCAGGGACCCCCAGCCGGUCCAAACAUCUCCUCUGGGACCCCCAGCCGGUCCAAACAUCUCCUCGGGGACCCCCAACCGGUCCAAACAUCUCCUCAGGGACCCCCAGCCGGUCCAAAUCUCUCCGCAGGGACCCCCAACCGGUCCAAAUCUCUCCGCAGGGAACCCCAGCCGGUCCAAAUCUCUCCUCUGGGACCCCCAGCCGGUCCAAAUCUCUCCUCAGGGACCCCCAGCAGGUCCAAAUCUCUCCUCAGGGACCCCCAGCAGGUCCAAAUCUCUCCUCAGGGACCCCCAUCCGGUCCAAACAUCUCCUCAGGGACCCUCAGCCGUUCCAAACAUCUCCUCAGGGACCCCCAGCCGGUCCAAACAUCUCCUCAGGGACCCUCAGCCGGUCCAAACAUCUCCUCAGGGACCCCCAUCCGGUCCAAACAUCUCCUCUGGGACCCCCAGCCGGUCCAAACAUCUCCUCGGGGACCCCCAACCGGUCCAAACAUCUCCUCAGGGACCCCCAGCCGGUCCAAACAUCUCCUCAGGGACCCUCAGCCGGUCCAAACAUCUCCUCAGGGACCCCCAGCCGGUCCAAACAUCUCCUCAGGGACCCUCAGCCGGUCCAAACAUCUCCUCAGGGACCCCCAGCCGGUUAA